AUGAACAGCAAAAAUCCCCCAGCAGUAAUUUUACGGAGUAAAAGUAUGAGAUUUGAGCAGCGAGGAUCACUCGCACCGCUCGAAGAUCUCGUUCAGUGCGGUAUUUGCUUCGAUCGUCUGCAGAAUCCCAAAAUGUUGGCGUGCCAGCACACCUUCUGCCACGGCUGCCUGGAGGCAAUCUACGGGAACAGUACAAAAACAACGAGAGAAUGUCCAACCUGCAGGACGACUUUCACAUCCCAACUCAAUGAAAUUCCCACAAAUCUCUACAUUUGUUCCCUACUGAAGCUUCUCGGAAAUGACUCCGUAUCUCUCACCAGCGCCGCAUUAUCAGGUCAAUUGGAACGUUGCGUUAAAUGCGACAUGGUUCCUGAUCCAAUCAGCAACAUGGACAAUGAUAAUUUCUUCCGGAAGUGCAGCCACUGCCGGUUGAAAUUCUGCCAAAUCUGCUGGACAUCCCACAUGAGUGAUCUCACGAAUCAACUCACCAACCUGUCUGAUCAGCUAAAGAGUGCCGAAGAGUGUCUAACACACAAAUUGGCCAACAUAAAGGAUCAAAUGGUGCAGGUGAGGAGUCACAUGAGCCAGUUUGUGGAGCGACAAGUCCAGGAGCUGAGGGAGAGAGAAUUGCGCGCCGUUGAGAGUGCGGAACAAAUGGUUGAGCAUGCCAGCAUGAAAUACCAGACAAUUGUGGAUGCAAUUGAUGGCACAAAGAGAGAUUUGAAUGUGAAAAUUAGUCAAAUGGAACCUGAUCACGAGGCCAGCACGUACUUUCUCCAGAUGCACAAAAAGGUCUCAGAUAUUCUGCAGGAUAUCUCCAAAUGGGAUGACAUUCGUAUGAUGUUCAAUGAGGAUGAGUUUAGGAUUGAGAUGAAUACCACGGACGUUGGGGAGCAUGUGGAGCAUGAUGAAGAAAGUCCAGAUGCUGAAGAUAAUCCCCUGGAGGAUAAAACCAGCCUCGUGAAGUACAUUAUAUCGCGGAAUUUUAAACCUAAACUCUCCUGGACAAAAUGCCCAAGACCUCUGGGGGUGUUUCUUGCCCCAUGGACGGAUGAGAUUGUCGGGGAGCAGCUGCUGUACAUUGCUGGAUCAGACAGUAAGAUUGUCUUUGCAAUUGAACGAAAGAAGGGGCGGAUUAUUCACAGGAUUUUCCAUGAGGAAAUGAUUUAUCCUCACAGUAUUGCCAUUUCCAGUGAUUCUCAGGAGAUCUUUGUGUCGGAUAAAUGGAAGCAUUGUAUCUUUGUCUUCUCUCGCCAUGGGGUCCUGGAACGCGUGAUUGGCUCAAAGGGGGAUUUCGAUGGGUAUUUGAGAUCUCCCGAAGGAAUUGCCCUUGGUCCCGAGAAUACCAUCUACAUUUGCGACACAGGCAAUGAUCGUAUUCAGUGCCUAAACAGGAUCACUGGGCAAAUGAUCAUGCAAUUUGGGCAAGUCAAGAAGACCCCCAAGAUGGAUUCUUCUCAACAGAAUACAAUCUCAACGCCGGCUGAUCUUCAAUCCCCAACAGCUGUGGCUCUUCAUGCGAAGCACAUCAUUGUCCUGGACAGUGGGCACUGCCGAGUAAAGAUCUUCAAUCGAAUGGGCGAGAAGAUCAGUGAAUUUGGCAAGAUGGGCACCCAAAAGGGGCAGUUUAGGUAUCCAGAAGUUCUGACUAUUGGACCUUAUGGAUUUAUCUUUCUCGGGGACAGUGGCAACUCCAGGGUUCAGAUCUUCUCACAGAGUGGACGACUGAUCAAGACGAUCGGAGGACGAGGAUCAUCAGCUGGGCUAUUUAAGUGGAUCUCUGGGAUUCACGUUACACCCGACUUGGAAGUAAUUGUCACGGACUACAAGAAUCAUUCUGUGCAGAUUUUCCACUAAACACCUGCCCAGAGAUCCUCCAAAAUAAAGAAAACUUCCCCACUUACCUUUCUCUGCAGAGCUGCAUUUUCAACUUGAAUUUGUCAGAAAUUAAAUAAAUAAUUUUAUUCAAUAAAUUACUUAUUUAGUAGUUAAA
Molecule: messenger RNA, 1993 nt
Organism: Lutzomyia longipalpis
Lineage: Eukaryota; Metazoa; Arthropoda; Insecta; Diptera; Psychodidae
Product: RING finger protein nhl-1-like
Exons: 5
Coding region: 1-1857 (618 amino acids)
Biological process (GO): protein polyubiquitination; proteasome-mediated ubiquitin-dependent protein catabolic process
Molecular function (GO): protein binding; ubiquitin protein ligase activity
Source: RefSeq, a predicted model, not a curated record